Exophiala aquamarina CBS 119918 is the source of this 3039-nucleotide messenger RNA. RefSeq names its product phosphatidylserine decarboxylase. The coding region runs from base 1 to 3039 and encodes 1012 amino acids. The record is from RefSeq and is a predicted model, not a curated record. The transcript has 2 exons. Lineage: Eukaryota; Fungi; Ascomycota; Eurotiomycetes; Chaetothyriales; Herpotrichiellaceae. Gene Ontology annotation, molecular function: phosphatidylserine decarboxylase activity; calcium ion binding. Gene Ontology annotation, biological process: phospholipid biosynthetic process.
AUGCCUUUGACUGGCGUCCCUCUACUGGAAUGUAGUUGCUGGGACAGAGAUCGCUUUGGCAAAGACUACAUGGGAGAAUUUGACAUUCCGAUCGAAGACAUCUUUUCCAAUGGUCAAAUACAACAAGAGCCGAAGUGGUAUAGAUUAAAGUCCACAAGAAGGGAGGGGAAAAAGUCAAGCACUGUUUCAGGCGAGGUUCUCAUCCAAUUUUCCAUUGUUGAUUCCGCAAAUCCCUCAGCUAGCCCAGAGGAGAUCCGCAAGAAGUUUCUGGCUUACCUCGGUUCAGAGGAAGAAGAUGACGAUCUCUCUCGUGUAUCCACCAAUGUUGACGAUCAAAUUGUUGAAGAUGAAGCGGACGAUGCUGACAUCUUGGAUGACGAUGCCGAUGCCGAUGCCGAUGCCGACGCCGGCACUUCGCAGAAGGAUACCGUGGCAGCACAAAAGGAGAAAAAGAAACGACUAGCUCGCCUCCGGCGUAAAUCGAUCGCUGCCAGGGCCUAUAACCUUCUUGGUGCUGAUAAUGAUGUAUCCGGUAUUAUCUUCUUGGAGAUUAUCAAGGUAACAGACCUACCACCCGAACGCAAUAUGACUCGCACUUCUUUCGACAUGGACCCUUUCGUUGUCGCUGGAUUGGGUAGAAAAAUCUUGAGGACAAAAGUGAUCCGCCAUAAUCUCAAUCCAAUUUUCAACGAGAAAAUGGUGUUCCAAGUCCUGCGUCAUGAGACCGGCUACUCUCUCACUUUUACUAUUAUUGAUCGCGAUAAGCUAUCAGGUAACGACUUCGUAGCCUCGACUUCGUUCCCUAUUCAAAAUAUCAUUCAAGCUGCGCCAGAGGAAGAUCCCGUCACUGGACUCUUUGAUCUUCCAGAUCCACCUGAGUUUUCACCAGCCGUGGAGAAGAAAGAAGGCAAAUCUCGCUUCCGAAUUCCACUUUCUCGGACGUCGUCAGCCAGUAGUCUUUCAAAGCUCGCCCGCCCAGUGUUCAGGCGAGACGACUCCCAGGCAUCCUUGUCGAGUAUGAAUGGAAGCGAGGGUGUUCGUACUCCCGCUCCUACAAGCACGCCGACAGACACUGGCAGUUCACUUAAAGUCCCAACUGCCGCCGACAAUGGAGGGGCCCAACCAGCAGAAGACCCUGGCAUGAAUUCCUACACCAUUCCACUAGAGUUGAAGAAUAAAGAACGCUGGGAGGCUAAGCACAAGCCGGAACUAUUUAUCAAAGCGCGCUUCCUGCCUUAUACCGCUCUGAGACAACAGUUCUGGCGCGCAAUGCUUAAGCAGUAUGAUGUUGAUGAAAACAAACACAUUAGCAAGAUUGAAUUGACCGCUAUGCUGGAUACCUUGGGCUCAACUUUGAAGGAGUCUACCAUAGAUUCCUUCUUUUCGCGAUUUGCACCGGAAAAUACAGAUAUCGGAGAAACCGAUUUGUCAUUCGACCAGGUUGUUAUCUGCCUUGAAGAACAACUCGAGAAGAGCAAUGGGAAAAAAUCUCUUGCCGAACACAUCAAAACACAUAUGGGACCAUUUGCUCAGCCAGCCUCUGUCUCACAAGAUGACAAAGGGACCGAAUCACCACCCUUGCCAGAAACAAGCACUACCCCAUCAACCAAUGAAGAUCCCACUCGCCAAUCCAUUCCUACAAUCCAACAGCCUGCCACUGGUGCAGCAGGUGAGGAAGGCAGGCUGCUUGGACCUGAUCUUUCAGAUGAAGGAGAUGACGAAGAGCACGUGAUAGAAAUCCGUGAAUGUCCAAUUUGCCACCAGCCAAAGCUGAACAAACGUACCGAAGCCGACAUCAUAACACACAUUGCAACAUGUGCUAGUUCGGACUGGAGACAAGUCAACAACUUGGUCAUGGGUGGCUUUGUAACCCAGAGCCAAGCCCAACGAAAAUGGUAUUCCAAAGUCAUCACCAAGAUUAGCUACGGAGGAUACAAGUUGGGUGCUAAUAGCGCGAAUAUCCUUGUUCAAGAUCGGCUGACUGGCCAAAUCAAUGAAGAGCGCAUGUCGGUCUAUGUCCGAAUUGGCAUCCGAAUGCUCUAUAAAGCCCUGGGAGCCCGCGAAAUGGAGAAGAAGAGAAUCAAGAAGAUGCUCAGAUCACUCUCCAUCAAGCAAGGGAAGAAGUUCGAUGACCCGGCUUCAGUGGCCCAAAUCGAAGGAUUCAUUAGCUUCCAUCGCUUGGACAUGUCCGAAGUCCUGCUGCCCACCGAGCAAUUCAAGAAUUUCAACGAGUUCUUCUAUCGUGCCUUGAAGCCAAAUGCUCGACCGUGCAGUGCACCAGAUCGACCAGAAAUCAUAGUUUCGCCCGCAGAUUCUCGAUCUGUGGUGUUCAACACAAUCGAUGACGCGACGAGAAUCUGGGUCAAGGGUCGAGACUAUAGUCUCGAAAAACUGUUUGGCGAUGCCUACCCCCUAGAAGCAAAGCGGUACAAGGGCGGUAGCAUGGGAAUAUUCCGGCUUGCACCGCAAGACUACCACCGCUUCCACAUUCCGGUAGACGGAACGCUUGGAACACCAAAGACGAUUGAGGGGGAAUACUAUACCGUCAACCCCAUGGCCAUCAGAUCAGCUCUCGACGUGUAUGGUGACAAUGUACGAGUACUCGUCCCUAUUGACUCCGUUGCCCAUGGGCGAGUCAUGUUUAUUUGCAUUGGAGCGAUGAUGGUCGGAUCUACCGUCAUCACUCGAAAGCCGGGUGAGCGGGUGAAGAGGGCUGAAGAGCUUGGGUAUUUCAAAUUCGGGGGAAGCACAAUAUUGCUCUUUUUCGAACCGGGCCGAAUGGUGUAUGAUGACGACUUGAUUGACAACAGCUCUGAAGCUCUGGAGACCUUGAUUCGAGUUGGCAUGUCCAUAGGGCAUUCACCCCAAGUGGGCCCGCAUAAGCCCGACAUGAAAAAAGAUGAGGGCGAGAUUACCCUUCAGGAUAGACAAGAGGCCAAACGAAGAAUCGAAGGCAGCUUGGCUCCUGAAGCUGAAUCCGAGGGAUCUAGAACUCCAGGAAUGGCUGGCUUCGGACUGAGUGGAGCAAAUAUUCAUUAA